AUGAUAAGAAAUUUAAUUUCAAAUCAAUUUAAAUCAGUUUUAAAUGAAAUUAAAAUUGGAUCUCCAAAUUUUUUAAUUAAAAGUAAUAAUAAUAAUAAUAAUAAUUAUGCUCAUACUUUAUCAAAUUAUUAUAUAAAAUCAUGUUUUUCAACAAGAAUACUUAGUGAUAAACAAAAAUCCAAAAUUAGAAAUGAAAAGAAAUUAAAAAGGGAAAAAUUAAAAUUUGAAUAUAAUAUUCCAACUCAAGAGAAUAACAAUCAAAAUAAUCAAAAUAAUGAAAAUAAUCAAAAUAAUGAAAAUAAUAAUAAUUUUUCAUUUAGUGAUCUUAUAAAUGGUGGUAAACCAAUGUCAUCAGAAGAUAUUAAAAAUAAACUUAAUAUUAUGACAGAUAGUAAAUCAACAGACUCAAUGGAUAGAAAGUAUUUAAAAGAAGUUAAUUCAAUUAGUGAAUUAAAAUUAGAGAGACUUGUUUUAGAAUUAAAGAAUAUUCCAAAAGCCUUCUUUAGAAAUAAACAAAAUCAUUUAAUGUAUAUUAAAUAUUUAACAACAGUUACCAAAGGUAUAAUAUUCACCAAUAUGGCAACAUGGUAUAAAUUUAGAAGAAUUGAUUUCACCAAUAAUUACGGUACUGAAUUAUUAAAAUUAUAUGGUGAUGAUCAUAUUCAAGCAUUGAUUUCAAUAUUCCCAUCUUAUAAAUGGCAAUUAUGGAAAUUUCCAACUUUAAAUCCAUCAUUUUGGAGUAAUGAUAAAAAUGCAAUUUCAUAUCUAACUUGGUUCAUUAAUAAAACAAAAGGUGAUUCAAAGAAAUUAUCAAGUUGUUAUGGUAUUACCAAAAAACAUUUCACUCAAAACUAUGGUCAUCAUUUAUUAAAAAUUAAUCAAGAUUCAUUACCACAUGUUUUUUUAAGAUAUUUCCCAGAUUAUGAUUGGAAAGUAUGGUUAUUUGAUUCACAUCCAGAAGGAUAUUUAAAAAAAUAUUUUUCAGAGAAAAAGAAUGUUAAAAAUUAUUUAUUGUGGUUAGGAUUUAAAAUCUUGGGUUAUAAAAGUUAUGAAGAUUUUUAUAAAUUAGGAUUGGGUGAUUUAAAAAGAAAUUAUGGUUUAAUUGCUAUUUCAAAUAGCAAGUAUAAAUCAUCAAUUCAAAAGUUUGUUUCAUCAACUUUAGAUGAAGAAUUUAAAUGGGAAAUAUGGAGAUUCAGAGUAAUUCCAAGACAUCGUAGAAACUUUGGAAUCUUAAAUGAAUACAUUAAUCAUUUAUAUAAAUUAUUAAAUUGUUCAACACCAGAAGAAUUAAUUCAAAUAGUUGAUUCUAAAUUAAAUGAAGAUCCAACUACUGAUAUAAUUAAAAUUACAGGUGGUAAAGAUAUUUUAAAUGAAUUUGGUGGUUCACUUAAAUCAUCUUUUGAAAAAAUAGAGAAUAAAGAAAGACAAGAAGAAGAAGAAGAAGAAGAAGAAGAAGAAGAAGAAGAUGAUGAUGAAAAAGAUUAUGAAUUUGAUGAUCUCUUUGAAAUUGAUCAAAAAGAUGAACAUAUCAAAGAAUAUGAAAAAGAUUUAAAGGAUGAAUCAUCAUCUUCACCAUAUAAAACUGAUAAGUUGUACUUUAAACCAAAAAAAACAACAAAUACAAAAUAUAAUAAAAAAAAAUAA
Dictyostelium discoideum AX4 is the source of this 1644-nucleotide messenger RNA. RefSeq lists its product as hypothetical. The coding region runs from base 1 to 1644 and encodes 547 amino acids. The record is from RefSeq and is a predicted model, not a curated record. The transcript has 2 exons. Lineage: Eukaryota; Evosea; Eumycetozoa; Dictyosteliales; Dictyosteliaceae.